Plasmodium relictum is the source of this 2484-nucleotide messenger RNA. RefSeq names its product conserved Plasmodium protein, unknown function. The transcript has 6 exons. The record is from RefSeq and is a predicted model, not a curated record. Lineage: Eukaryota; Apicomplexa; Aconoidasida; Haemosporida; Plasmodiidae. The coding region runs from base 1 to 2484 and encodes 827 amino acids.
AUGAUUAAUAUAGAUGAAGAAAUUUUAAAGAAUAAAUGUAAUUCAGGAAAUUUGGAGAAUAUUUCAAAAAAGAAGAAUAGCAAAUUAGUAAGCAAAAAUAAAUGUCUAGAAUAUUCAUAUUCUAGUCCUGUUAUAAGAUUAAAAAAAAAAAAGAAUUCUUCAAAAUUAAAUAAAAUAGUCGAAAUUUCAAAAGUGUUUUAUGAGAAAAAAAAUGAUAUAAGUACAAUAAUAUCACCAUGUAAAAAAUUAGAUGAAAAAGUAAUUAAUUUAAAGAAAAAAUCUUUAAAUAAAAAAUUAGACAAAAAAAUAAAUUAUAAAAAUAGUAAUAAUUCAAUGAAAAUAAAUUUAGAUAAAAAAAAUUAUUCUAAUAGUAAUAAUUUAUCGUAUGGGGAAAAAUAUAAUGCAAUAAAAGAAAAAAAAGAAACUUUAAAAAAAAUGGAAACAUCUAAUAUAAGUAAUUCCAGUUCUUAUAAUAUAUAUCAAUUAAAUGAAAAUUUUCAUUUCAAAAAAGAUAACAUAAUGGAAAGUUCUAAUGAGGUGAAACUAAGUAACAGUAAAUACCUAAAAGGUAGAUGUAUUUUAAAAAGGUUAAAUGGAGAAACAAAAGAAUUAAAUAUUAAUGAAGUAAAUAAUAUUUUAGUAAAUUAUAUUCCUUAUCAAACAAGUGAUGUAGUUAAAGCAAAUGAAUUUAAAACUAAAAGAAGCUUUUCAUCUAUACCUAAUAGUUUGGAGGAUUUAACUAGUUUACCAAUAGUUUACGAAAAAGGAGACUUUGAAUUAGUAAAGAAAUGCAGAGAUGCGUCAAAAAAAAGGAUUAUACACAAAAAUUGGCCUAAUAGUAAAAUGCCUUCAAAAAUUAAACUUCCCAUCCAAAAAAAAUACAAAAUAUUGACUCAUUCAAAUUUAAAUUUAAAAUAUGGAGAGUAUCAUUCAUAUAAGACAAAUGAAGAGAAAAAAAGAUCAGUAACUACUUUUAAUUAUUCUUCUAAAAAUUUUAGAAGCUUAAGUUGCACUAAUAUGAAUUAUAGUGAUAAUAAUGAGAAAAUUAAAAAUAGAAAAAGCUCAAAAAAGUCAAUAUUUUGUGAUUCAGAAGAAUUUUAUAUGACUCCAGUAGGAGAAGCAAAAUUAUGCGGAUUUGAAAAAGAAUUCAUGAGACUUGAAUCAAAUCAGGAAAAAAUUCAUUUAUUCCAUCCAUCUCAAGUAAAGCACAGUAAAACUAUCAUUUCUCCAAACAUAAAUUCAAUUAAAGAAAAUUUAACUUCAAUGGUUUUGAAACAUUCUAAAAAUAUGAUUUUGAGCAAAUUAAAAAAAGAGAAAACUAAAAAAAAAAAUAACUCAAAAAACAGAAAUAAUUCUUUAGUAGAUAGUAUUUUAGAGAACGAUAAUUUUUCGAAAUGGAAUUUUUUAGGAAAUAGUAAAAAUUUACAGAAUACUACUUAUCAAGAAGCAAAAAAUAGAAUCAACGAUGAAAACGAAAAAAAUAAAAUAUCUUACGAAAAUAAUGAUUCGUUCAUAUUAAACUAUAAUAAAAAGUUAAAUCAUUCUAAAAAUUUAAUAAUCAGAAAGACUAAAUCACCAUUUAGAAUUAUUGAACAAGAUUUAACAAUAGCAGAAAUACUAACAGAAAAACCAAGAGUAAAAUCAGUUGAAAAAAAAAAAGUUAUUGAAAAAAUAAACGACUAUAAGGUGAUAUACAAAAGUGAAGAUAUUAUGAGUAUUUAUAAAAGUAAUAAAAAUAAAGAGAAGGAUGAACAUUUUUUGGAUGUAACUAGUUUAUUAUGUAAGCCAGGAUAUAUUGGAAAUUAUUUAUGCGAGACAACCUCUACAAUUAAUCUUUCUUAUAUAAAAAAAAAAAAGGAAGAAAGUGAAAAAAAAAAAAUAAUAGAAGAUAAUAAUAAAGAUAAUGAAAAAAUGAGAGAAAAUUAUAUUAGUUGUAACAAUGAAUAUUAUGUAUCGGGUGAAAAUAGAGAAAAAAAUGAAAAGUAUCAACAUGAACAAAAUGAAUGUACAAAAUAUAAAAAUAUGUUUGAAUUAAAUAAAGAUGAAAAUGAUGAAAUCUUACAUUAUUUAAAAGAAGCUAUAAAAAACGCAUCAGCAAUUAAUGUAGAUUUACAGUAUAUUAUGAUAAUUUUUAAUGAAAUACUAGAGAAGGAAAAAAGGAUAAUAUAUAAAAAAGAAUUAUUACCUUCUAGUACAAAUGAAAUAAAUUCCAUAAAUAAAAAUAUUAGAAAUAAUGUAUUAUAUAGCCACUGCAACAAGUAUACUCAAAAAAGUGAUUAUUUGAAAAAAUAUUAUAAAAAUUAUAACAUAUAUAAAAAUAACUUAAGUUCCAAUUAUAAUAUAUUGAAUAAGGGUGUAUUAAAUAGUUUUAAUAAUAGUAAAAUUACAAAUAACAAAAAUAACAUAAGCAGUUCAUAUAAUAAUUAUAUUAUAAAUAAUGUAAGCAAUGAAAAAAUGGUAUUAAACAAUUUUAAUAACAGAUAA